Molecule: messenger RNA, 1092 nt
Organism: Rangifer tarandus platyrhynchus (Svalbard reindeer)
Lineage: Eukaryota; Metazoa; Chordata; Mammalia; Artiodactyla; Cervidae
Source: the annotation of a GenBank genome assembly
AUGGCCGUCACGAUCACGCUCAAAACACUGCAGCAGCAGACCUUCAAGAUCCGCAUGGAGCCUGAUGAGACGGUGAAGGUGCUAAAGGAGAAGAUAGAAGCUGAGAAGGGUCGUGAUGCUUUUCCCGUGGCUGGACAGAAACUUAUCUAUGCUGGCAAGAUUCUGAGUGAUGAUGUCCCCAUCAGGGACUAUCGCAUCGACGAGAAGAACUUCGUGGUCGUCAUGGUGACCAAGGCUAAAACCAGCCCAGGCACCUCAGUACCCUCAGAGGCCUCACCCACUGCCACCCCGGAGUCUUCCACAUCCUUCCCGUCGGCCCCUGCCUCAGGCAUGUCCCACCCCCCACCUACUGCCAGAGAAGACAAAAGCCCAUCGGAGGAAUCUGCCCCCACGACGUCCCCGGAGUCUGUGUCAGGCUCUGUUCCCUCUUCAGGUAGCAGCGGGCGAGAGGAAGACGCGGCCUCCACGCUAGUGACGGGCUCUGAGUAUGAGACAAUGCUGACGGAGAUCAUGUCCAUGGGCUACGAGCGAGAGCGGGUCGUGGCUGCCCUGAGAGCCAGCUACAACAACCCCCACCGAGCCGUGGAGUAUCUGCUCACGGGAAUUCCUGGGAGCCCCGAGCCAGAACAUGGUUCUGUCCAGGAGAGCCAAGUUUCAGAGCCGCCAUCCACAGAAGCAGCAGGAGAGAACCCCUUGGAAUUUCUGCGAGACCAGCCUCAGUUCCAGAACAUGCGGCAGGUGAUUCAGCAGAACCCUGCGCUGCUGCCAGCCCUGCUCCAGCAGCUGGGCCAGGAGAACCCCCAGCUCUUACAGCAAAUCAGCCGGCACCAGGAGCAGUUCAUCCAGAUGUUGAACGAGCCCCCCGGGGAGCUGGUGGACAUCUCGGACGUGGAGGGCGAGGUGGGCGCCAUAGGUGAGGAGGCCCCACAGAUGAACUACAUCCAGGUGACGCCGCAGGAGAAGGAAGCUAUAGAGAGGUUGAAGGCCCUGGGCUUCCCUGAGAGCCUGGUGAUCCAGGCCUACUUCGCUUGUGAAAAAAACGAGAACUUGGCUGCCAACUUCCUCCUGAGUCAGAACUUUGAUGACGAGUGA